This is a messenger RNA of Danio aesculapii, 1467 nucleotides long. Its product is annotated as transcription termination factor 1, mitochondrial. Gene Ontology annotation, cellular component: mitochondrial matrix. Gene Ontology annotation, molecular function: double-stranded DNA binding. Gene Ontology annotation, biological process: regulation of DNA-templated transcription; termination of mitochondrial transcription. The transcript has 3 exons. The record is from RefSeq and is a predicted model, not a curated record. NCBI's taxonomy places the organism in Eukaryota, Metazoa, Chordata, Actinopteri, Cypriniformes, Danionidae. The coding region runs from base 36 to 1136 and encodes 366 amino acids.
CACGCGAGCGUGUCUGGAUCGUUGGUCUGGAUCUGAUGGCGCAAAGGCAGAUGCUCUACUUCCUGUUCUCAGUCAGAAGAUGUGUUCAGCUUCCUGUAGCAUCUCGUCUCUGCAGCUCCAGACCCCAGAAUGCGGAUAAAGCAGUGGAGAAUGUGUGUCUUCUGGAAAGCCUGUCCAGCUUGGGUGUGGACCUGAGCUCGGCCCGCAGGCGGCAGCCGGGCGUCCUGAAGCGAGCGCUGACCAAUGAGAAGGGACUCGCACGCUUCCUGCAGAGCAAAGGUGCGGACGUGGCCGCCGUCGCCAGCAUCAUCUCACGCUUCCCACGAUGCAUCACUCGCUCCAGCGAACACCUGCAGGAGCGCUGGAACCUCUGGAGGAACAUCUUCCAGAGCGACGGCGAGAUGGUGGAGAUCCUCUCCAGAUCCCCAGAGUCUUUCUUCCGCUCCAGCGACAACAGGAACCUGGAGGAGAACAUCACUUUUCUCAAGUCUCUAGGUAUUACACCUAAAGACCUGCACCGGCUGCUGACCACAGCUCCACGCACCUUCUCCAACAGCGUGGAGCUCAACAGAAACAUGGUGGAGCUCCUACAGAGCGUCUGCGCUAGUGUGGGCGGAGACAACCAGAAAGAGUUCGCCAGGACCAUCAUCUCCAAAAACCUCUACAUCUUCAUCCGCAGCACCAAUCGAAUCAGAGCCAAUGUGGAUUUUCUGCUGAGCGAGAUGAAGCUGAGCGACUCUGAGGCGCAGGUUUUCCUCCAGAGCCACGGCGCGCUGAUCCUGGACCUGUCCCAUGAGAGUCUGAAGAAAAACCUCAAGAACCUGCGCUGGAAACUGCGAUCUCUGGGCUGCGGAGAAGAAGAUCUGAGGAAGAUGAUCCUCAAGUUCUCACUGGUGCUCUUCAUGUCUGCGCAGCUGCUGAACUCCAAGCUGGACUGCUUUCUGGACGCCGGGAUUCAAAUCCAGCAGCUCAUCCUCAAACCCAAAGUGCUGGACUUCAGUGUGGAGAACAUCAGGCGGAGGCUGGAGCAGCUCCGAGCACUGGGAUAUGACUUCCGGAAACACGGCAUCGGUGUGCUGGAUAUGAGCAACAAACGCUUCCAGGAGAAGAUCAGGAGACUGGAGAAUGAGCUAUAAAGAUGGGAUAUGAGCAUAAGAGUGUCUGUAUGGAGCUCCAUUAUGGUCACUUCUGCUCUUAAAGGGACAGUACAUCUAAAAAUGAAUCUCCCUCAUUCACUCACUCGGUUUCAUCUGUUGAACACAAAGUAUAAUGAUAUUUUUGAAUAUUUUAGGUAUUUUAAAGAAUGCUGAAAACCUGUAACCAUUGACUUCCAUUGUAGGGAAAACAUACUUUGGAAGUCAGUGGUUACCGGUUUUUGACAUUCUUCAAAAUAUCUUCUUAUUCAACAGAAGAAAAGGCAGUUUAGGAACAAGUAAAAGGUUUAAAACUCAUGAGGGUUUUAAAGAA